Puntigrus tetrazona (Sumatra barb) is the source of this 4309-nucleotide messenger RNA. RefSeq names its product diaphanous-related formin 3 (gene diaph3). The coding region runs from base 383 to 3895 and encodes 1170 amino acids. The transcript is spliced from 29 exons. Gene Ontology annotation, biological process: actin filament polymerization; actin cytoskeleton organization. Gene Ontology annotation, molecular function: actin binding; small GTPase binding; microtubule binding. The record is from RefSeq and is a predicted model, not a curated record. Lineage: Eukaryota; Metazoa; Chordata; Actinopteri; Cypriniformes; Cyprinidae. Gene Ontology annotation, cellular component: actin filament; cytoplasm.
GGGAGUUUUAGAUCGCUGGACAUCCGCGAUAACAUUUCUUCGUGUUCCAUGCCAGCUCUCUUCUUUUACUAAACCGGACAACUCAUAAACAUCUACUAUAUUUACUAUUUUGUCGUGCCAGAGGACGUUUUAAACACUCGCGUCAGUCUAGUGGUUUGAAAAGGGGUGUUAGUGAGUCCUAAAGAGCUGGCAAUUGGAUUACCGCCUUAUUAGACAACGACUACUGUCAACUCUCAACCGGCACGUCUCGUGCACGUUCGCUCGAGAACGUCACCUUAAUCCCGGCUCGCGCUCGUCUCUUCCAACGGUCGACUCCGGGAUAUCAUGAGCUCUUAGUACUUGAUAAAACUUUGUAGAAAUAGUCAUACAUCUUCACCUGGACAUGGACAACUACCGCCAUCAGCGAUACGAAGGCUCCAAUCAAGGGAGGGAGAAUAAAAUCCAUCGAAAGAAAGGAUUUGGAGUCGGGGUGCCAUCUCAGGGCAGUGCAAGUGGGGAUGACGGAGAAAAGAAACCUAAAUUUCACUUAAACAUCAGAACACUUACUGAUGAUGUGCUGGACAGAUUUUCCAGUAUCCGGAUCCCUGGCAGUAAAAAGGAACGGCCACCCCUCUCCCACAUGUCCAAGCAUUCCUCUUCUGGUGACUGGUCCACUUCCUCUGAAUUUGAGGAGCUUUCUUCAAAAAUCACAUCAGAGAAGGAAAUCCUUGCCCUCUUCGAAAAAAUGAUGGAGGAUAUGAAUCUUAAUGAAGAGAAGAAAGCUCCUCUCAGAGAGAAAGACUUGAGCACAAAAAGGGAGAUGGUCCUUCAGUACAUCAUCACAGCUGCAAAAACCGGUACAUUAAGGAGCAGCAGUCAGAUCUCUCCUCAGGAGUUUCUGAGUGAGCUGAAAGGAGGCGCCACCGAUGAGAGACUGUUUGCUUGUUUGGACUCCCUCAGAGUGUCACUCACCAGUAACCCAGUCAGCUGGGUACAGAGUUUUGGCCAUGAGGGGCUUGGCCUCCUGUUGGACACCCUGGAGAAGCUCCUCCUCAAAAAACACCAAGAAAAAGUGGAUAAGAAGAGUCAACACAAAGUCAUUCAGUGCCUCAAGGCCUUUAUGAACAACAAGUAUGGACUGGAGCGGAUCCUUGGAGAGGAGAAGAGUCUGGCACUGUUGGCCCAAGCCAUUGACCCUGGUCAGCCGGCCAUGAUGACAGAUGUGGUCAAACUGCUCUCUGCAAUCUGUAUCGUGGGAGAAGAAAAUACUUUGGAGAAGGUUCUUGAGGCCAUCACCACAGCAACUGAGGGAGGAGGGAUGGCCCGCUUUAACCCUAUCGUUCAAGGUCUUAGUGUUCGCUCCGUCCAAUUACAGGUGGCUUGCAUGCAGCUCAUCAAUGCCCUCGUAACGUCUCCUGAUGAGUUGGACUUCAGGCUGCACAUCCGAAAUGAAUUUAUGCGCUGCGGCCUACGAGAGAUCCUGCCGACCUUGAAUGCUGUAAAAAACGAUGCUCUGGAUAUCCAGCUGAAGGUCUUUGAGGAGCACAAGGAGGAGGACAUGAUUGAGUUCUCCCAUCGCCUGGAGGACAUCAGAAGUGAACUAGAUGAUAUUGGAGAUGUCUUUAAUGUGUUAUACUGCUCUGUGAAGGACACAAGCGCUGAGAGCCAUUUUCUUUCCAUACUACAGCACCUGCUGCUGGUCAGGAAUGACUAUUUCUCAAGGCCUCAGUAUUUUAAGAUCAUAGAGGAGUGUGUCUCUCAAAUCGUCCUCCAUCGUAGCGGCACAGAUCCUGACUUUGCCUACCGCAAGCGUCUGGAUGUGGACUUCAGCCACCUGUUAGAGGUGUGUGUAGAUAAAGCCAGGGCCGAGGAGUUUGAACAGAGGGCCUCAGAGUUAGCUCAAAAGUUUGAUGAGGAGUUUCUGGGCAGACAGGAAUCUCAAGCCCAGCUGUUGAAAAGAGAGGAGAAAAUCAAUGAGCUGGAAGCUGAACUUCAGGCUUAUAGAAACCAGUUCGGAGCCGUUCCUGUGAUUUUACCUUCAGUGCAGUCUGUCCCGGCCUCUUCCGUAUGUCCUCCUGCCCCACCUCCUCCUCCACCUGUUCCUGGAGUUCCAUGUCCGCCACCCCCUCCACCUCCGCCUCCUCCACCGGGCUGUGCCUCCAUGCCCGGGAUGCCACCACCACCUCCUCCUCUUUUGGGACUAGGCGGACUGACAUCCUCUUCAAUCCAACACACGCUGCCUUUUGGCCUAAAACCAAAGAAGGAAUUCAAGCCAGAAGCUUCCAUGAAGCGCCUCAACUGGUCCAAGAUCUCACCCCAGGAGAUGUCUGAAAGCUGUUUUUGGGUCGUCGCUAAAGAAGAGCGUUACGAGAAUGAGGACCUGCUGACCAGGCUUGCCAUUACCUUUGGCACACAGAGAGCUGAAGCCAAAGGUCGACGAGAAGAGGAGGAACUAGAGGAGAAGAAAUCCAUCAAAAAGAGAGUCAAAGAGCUGAAAGUAUUGGACCCGAAGAUAGCACAGAACCUCUCUAUUUUCCUGGGGUCGUUCCGUAUGCCCUAUGAGGAGAUCAGGAGAAUGAUUUUAGAUGUGGACGAGGAUCAGCUGACUGAGCCUAUGAUCCAGAAUCUUGUGAAGUACCUGCCUGAGCAGGAGCAGCUAAACGCACUGGUCAAGUACAAGAGCGAAUUUGCCAACCUUUCUGAACCAGAGCAGUUUGGAGUAGUGAUGAGCAGUGUGAAGCGUCUGAGGCCCAGGCUCAACUCCAUCCUAUUUAAGCUGCAGUUUGAAGAACAAGUGGGUAACUUGCGUCCGGAAAUUAUGGCGGUGAACGCAGCCUGCGAUGAGGUGAAGAAGAGCAAAGCCUUCAGCAGACUGCUGGAACUCAUUCUGCUCAUGGGGAACUUCAUGAACGCCGGCUCGCGGAACGCCCAGUCCUUCGGCUUUAACCUCAGCUCUCUCUGCAAGCUGAAGGACACUAAAUCGGCUGAUCAAAAGUCCACACUACUUCACUUCCUGGCAGAGGUCUGUGAGGAGAAACACCCUGAAGUAAUGAAGUUUGUGGAGGAUCUACAGCAUGUGGACCAGGCCAGUCGAGUAUCAGCAGAAAACCUUGAGAAGAGCCUGAGACAGAUGGAGAAACACCUGCUGCAGUUGGAGAAGGAUCUGGAUGCUUUCAGCUCUACAGACGACCAGCAGGACCUGUUCCUCAGCAAGAUGGCAAGUUUCUCUACGCAGGCGAGAGAUCAGUACCAGAAGCUGGUGAUCAUGCACAGUAAUAUGGUGACCCUUUACCUCAACAUGCUGGAGUAUUUCACCAUCGACCCCAAGAAGACCUCUGUGGAGGAACUCUUCACUGACCUCAGCAACUUCAGAGCCAUGUUCAUGCAAGCAGUGAAGGAGAACGCAAGGAGAAGAGAGGCGGAGGAGAAGCAGAGGAAAGCAAGGAUAGCCAAAGAGAAGGCGGAACGAGAGAAGCAGGAGCGGCAGAUGAAGAAGAAGAGACUGCUGGAGGUCAACACAGAGAACGAUGAGACCGGUGUGAUGGAUUGUCUGCUGGAGGCGCUGCAGUCUGGAGCUGCUUUCAGAGACCGCAGGAAAAGAGCACCCAGACCCCGAGAUGAACCGACACAAGUGCUAAAUCCGAGUCCACAAAGACCUGUUCUGAGAGCCUGCAACCACGAAAACACGAAGGCACCUCUGCAAAGGUCACGGUCGCGGCAGAAUAUCAAUUUCAACUCGACACGAGCACCCACUGCCAAGGAGCCUCAUUACGAGAGCGAACCCCAUCCGUCUGCAGCCCACAGGCCGACCCUCCGGCCCGAGAGGGAGAAGGAAAAAGAGCAAACUCCGACGCUCUGCUCAUCCAACGGUGACACGGACGUGGAGGCCUUGCUCGCCCGCCUGCGUGCCCUGUGAUGACAUCACCGCCUCUCGGGUUUGACCUCUGUAGUCACUUCGGUGACACAGACACAAAAAAGAAACACAAAGCUCGCAGUCACCUUUCGCUAAUAAAUGCCGGCGGUCUGUGCACAUACGCACAUAGGAAAAGUCUUAACAAUUAACCUUUCCCAUCCGUCUCCUCUGCCCUUUUACCUCCGACAACAGACUUGUUGUCCACAGAAGUGUGAGUCAUUGUGCUGGUCGGGUCCAGGAUGAAAAACCCGUCGCUGUUUUGUAUUAAGCAGCUAAUUACCGGUUGCUUUAGAGUGACCUUUGGGCCAAGCACUUGUCUUUUUUUAUAUCAUAAACAGACCAAUUAUUACUCUUUAAAAGGCUUCGCGCUGCUCUUUAAGGCACUCUCAUACAUGCACGCUUUCACAUACACAGACA